This is a messenger RNA of Odocoileus virginianus texanus, 4421 nucleotides long. Lineage: Eukaryota; Metazoa; Chordata; Mammalia; Artiodactyla; Cervidae. The record is from RefSeq and is a predicted model, not a curated record.
CUGGGCUCCGCUGCCGGAGGGGGACGCAGGGAGGCCCGUGGGCAGGUGCUGAACAGACGUGGGCUCGCGUCAGUCGCUGCUCUUUGCAGCAGGAGCUCCGGGUGUCUGUUAAUGGAGUGAGUGUCCUUGUCUGGCGCGUGUGCCGCGGCGGGGCAGUGUCGAAGUUAGUCGGCAUGGUGACAGUCCUAACAUUAUGCUUUGAGACCGUGAGCAUGGACUUCUCUCGGCUCCACAUGUACACUCCUCCCCAGUGUGUGCCCGAGAACACUGGCUACACGUAUGCACUCAGUUCAAGUUAUUCUUCUGAUGCUCUGGAUUUCGAGACUGAACACAAGUUGGAUCCUGUAUUUGAUUCUCCAAGAAUGUCCCGCCGCAGUCUGCGCCUGGUCACCACAGCCCGCGCUGCCGGGGACGGCGCCGCUGGGGACAGCGCGGCCAGACUAGCCAAACAGCGCAGCAGCACACACAAGUCGGCAUUUAGUGUCCACCCCAGCUCGAGGAAGGUCCUGUCCUUGGCUGUCAGCCAUGGCGGCUCAGGCACCGUGCAGGCCGCAGCCUGUCCACGGCCUCCCGUGCUGGAUGAGUCUCUGAUCCGUGAGCAGACCAAAGUGGACCACUUCUGGGCUCAACAGCAAAAAAAUGUGUGUUUUUUAGGUCUUGAUGAUGAUGGAGAUCUUAAAGGUGGGAAUAAAGCUGCCACUCAGGGAAACGGGGAGGCGGCCGCGGGGGCCGCGGAGGCGGCCGGGAGCAACGGCUACACCUGCAGCGACUGCAGCCUCCUCUCCGAGCGCAGGGGCUUGCUCACCGCCUGCUCUGCAGCACGCGGCCCGGCCUCCUGGGUCUACUCCAGGGACAGGAGUCAGAAACCAGGCCACGCCGCCCGCCGGGGGGAUGGCACCUGGUCGCUGGCCGCGUGCACCUCAGCAUCCUGUGCCUCGUUCUUAGUGCAACUUUUCCAAGUGGUUUUAAUGAAGCUCAAUUAUGAAUCAGAAAAUUACAAAUUGAAAAGUUAUGAAUCCAAAGAUCGUGAAUCAAAAAGCUAUGAGUCAGAAAGCCAUGAAUCAAAAGCUCAUUCCCGUCACUGUGGGAGGAUGGACGCAAGAGCGCCCCUCGCCGAGGACGGCCACCUCCGUGCAAAUGGGGCGUCGCUGUGCGACGACUGUAAGGGGAGGAAGCGCCUGGAAACGCACGUCACCACCCGCUCGCAGCUCUUGCGGCCAGGAGGGCUGGCAGGGACCCUGGGGCUCGCCUUGUCCCGCGCAGGGAAGGCAGCGUCUGAGGUGUUCUGGUGGCUUGGGAUUGGAUGGUACCAGUUUGUCACUUGGAUCUCUUGGCUGAAUGUGUUUCUUCUUACAAGGUGCCUUCGAAAUAUUUGCAAGUUUUUAAUCUUGAUCAUUCCAUUAUUACUUUUACUAGGUGCAGCUGUUUCACUGUGGGGCCAGGGUGACGUCUUUUCGCUCCUGCCUGUGCUAAACUGGACACAAAGCCACAGAGUGCAGAGGGUGGAUGACCCCAGGACCACUUUCACACCCGCUGCCUCCCCCCCCAGCCAGCCUCUGCAGGUUGGUGAUGAGGCCUUCCACUGGCGUCGGGUGAGUGAGAUGGAGAGGCAGAUGGCCACACUGUCGGGACAGUGUCACAGUCACGAUGAGAAGCUUGGACAGCUGGCGGCUUUGCUCCAGAAGCUGCAAGCUCGGGCGGACCGGGCGGAAGGCAGCAGUGAGGGGGGGUCACCCCCGACGAACUAUGUGACACUUCACCAAGAGCAUGAAUUGCGCAUCUCCAGCCUGGAAGAUGUACUUGGAGAACUGACAGAAAGAUCUGAGGCCAUCCAGAAGGAGCUAGAGCAGGCCAGGCUAAGAACAGUCAGCGGGGCUGGUGAGGAGCAGCGCCUGCUUGCCUUGGUUGGGCGUCUGGAGCAGGAGCUGGGGCACCUGAAAGCAGACUUGUCCAGCUGGCAGCAUGGGCAAGCCAGCUGUGAGAAGGUGGAGGCCAUCCAUGAAAAGGUGGAUGUCCAAAUCAGAGAGGCGCUCAGACUCAUGUUCUCUGGAGAUGAGCACGAUGCUUCUGUCAACUGGCUGCUCCGGAAGCUGUCUGAUCAGUUUGUGAGCAAGGAUGACAUGCAGGUUUUGCUACGAGAUUUAGAGCUGCAGAUCUUGAGGAACAUCACGCACCACAUUUCUGUAACAGGAGAGAUGCCGACCUCCGAAACUGUAGUGUCUGCUGUGAGAGGAGCAGGCGUUUCGGGAAUAACAGAAGCGCAAGCACGGGUCAUCGUGAACAAUGCCCUGAAGCUGUACUCCCAGGACAAGACAGGCAUGGUGGACUUCGCCCUGGAAUCCGGGGGGGGGAGCGUCUUGAGUACCCGCUGCUCCGAGACGUACGAGACCAAGACCGCACUCCUCAGCCUGUUCGGCGUGCCGCUCUGGUACUUCUCCCAGUCGCCCCGUGUGGCCAUCCAGCCUGACAUCUACCCAGGGAACUGCUGGGCGUUCAAAGGCUCCCAGGGGUAUCUGGUGGUGAGGCUGUCAAUGACGAUCCGCCCGACCGCCUUCACCCUGGAGCACAUACCGAAAGCGCUGUCGCCCACGGGCAGCAUCACCAGCGCCCCCAAGGACUUCGCGGUUUUUGGGUUAGAGAACGAGUAUCAGGAAGAAGGGCAGCUCCUGGGACAGUUCACCUACGAUCAGGAAGGGGAGUCUCUCCAGAUGUUCGUGGCCCUGAAAAAACCGGAAAGAGCUUUCCAAAUAGUGGAACUGCGGAUUUUUUCUAACUGGGGCCAUCCUGAAUACACGUGUCUUUACCGGUUCAGAGUUCAUGGAGAGCCUGUCAAGUAAAGAGAUGAGUCACUAUCCUUGUACAUUUUGUAUAUACUGGACAGCCUGGAACACUGGACUCCUUCAUGGACUCGGGCAUAGAGAGUGCAGCAUUAAUUCACCCCUGAAGUAAACGUACCAGCUGCCAGCAGGACACAGGGUACAAGUGAUGAAUGCUGACCAGCUGCAUAUACCCAGCUUGCUAUUCUGUCCCCAGGAAACACUGCAUGUUGACUGCUUGGGCUCAGAGACCUGCCAGCUGCAGGUGGUCUCUGGAAAUUCAUUUGAAUGUAUGGUUCACACAGACACUUAUUUUUUGGGGGUGGGGGGAUUUGAUUUUGAACAUAAAGCUAUUUGCUUGACAUCAGGAACAAAGCAAAGAAAGUAAGUUUGGAGUGUUCUUGGAACCUUGACAGCAGCCUUCACCAGCCCCUUGGAAGGGCCUUUGGGAGCAGAUGUGUGUUCGCCCAGCACACACCUCUCAGGGAAGAGCGGCGUCACCACAGCUGAGAGCUGAACCCCCUCCCUUUAGGGCGAGACACUCCUCUGUUGGCAAAAGUGGCUCUUUAGUAUCACCAGGUGCGGAAGUAAUGGAAAUGGAUUUCCUGCUUCGUGUGUCCCAUCAUCCAUUCAGGAACCCUGGAGAGUUUCCCUGUGUUGCGCAUUUGAAGUGUGUCUGAUUCGAGAGGGGAUGGUCUGGAUCUACACAGACAUGUAAAUAGAGUUCUCAGGUCUCCACUGGGCUCAUCCCAUCGGAUUCUCCCUACAGUUUCACUUCACACUAUGAAUAGGAACCAAGAAAUCCAAUCUUUUGGAUAUUUUCAGGUUUUGUUUUGAAUUUUGCUGAAAAGCAAACAAACACUAACAUGCUCUUUCAGAGGCUUAUGUUUUUAUUCCACUUACGGUUAUUAAAGAAGAUUGUCCCAUGUGGCAAAUUCAUGACACCAGGACAUUUGGUGAUGUUUUUCUUACAGCAGCACUUUGUACUGGCUCUGGUUGGAUUCGCCUUUUAUUACGACUUGGCCAUUCUCUUUGUUUUGGUUAUAAUUAAUAUUUAAUAUUUAGGCUAUUUUACUGAGCAGACUUUGUAAAUGAGGUAUCUGCAAGGCACUUAAAGUUACAGAUGUUUUACCUUAAAAAUUAUUUAAGUUUUUUUGGGUUAAGACAGUUUUUUGGUGUACCAUAAAUGUUGUAUUUUCAGAAAAAGACAAAAUGAUGGUGCUGACUGGUUUUCUGAAGAGUUUUAUGUAUAUUGCACAACAGUCCUCAAAUAUACAAAAACUACAUAAACUAGCAUUUUUUUUUUCACUCUUGUUAGAAUUGAAACUAAUGCCUAUGUAGUUAAGCUGGAUAAAAUAUAUACAUAUGUUUCAUAUAUUACAGGAUAAAUAUAUAAAUCAAAAUUUCCUAUAAAGCUAAAUUUGGGAGAUGGGGUGGAAAUAUUUUGAAUAUUUAUUUUUAAAGAUGCAAGACAGGACUUUGUGCAAUGUAUUUUUGUAAAUGCUUUUCAACAUAUUUGUCUUUGGUAGAGCUUCUUUGCUGCCACCAAAUUGGUAAGACGCUACCGAAAUGUUUAAAUAAAGAGUUUUAAUUUUUAAAAGUGCA